Molecule: messenger RNA, 1233 nt
Organism: Lolium rigidum
Lineage: Eukaryota; Viridiplantae; Streptophyta; Magnoliopsida; Poales; Poaceae
Product: 1-aminocyclopropane-1-carboxylate oxidase homolog 1-like
Exons: 1
Coding region: 19-1080 (353 amino acids)
Source: RefSeq, a predicted model, not a curated record
GUUGAGCUCCAACAGUACAUGGCCUCUGACCAUGAGCGCCUCCGCGCUCUCAAGGCCUUCGACGACACCAAGGCCGGCGUCAAAGGCCUGGUCGACGCCGGCGUCACCGCCGUCCCCUCCAUCUUCCACCACCCACCCGAGCCCCUCCCAGUCGACGCCGAGCCUCAUCAUUUCGCCAUCCCGGUCAUCGACCUCGCUGGCGCCGAGCGGGCCGAGCUGGUCGCCCAGCUGAAGGCAGCAGCGGAGACGGUGGGCUUCUUCCAGGUUGUGAACCACGGCGUGCCGGAGGACCUGCUCGCCGAGAUGCUCGCGGCGGUGCGGAGCUUCAUCGAGGAGCCGGCGGAGGCCAAGGCGCCGUACUACACCAGGGACUUCGGGCGGCGCGUGCGGUACCAGAGCAACUUCGACCUGUUCCAGUCGCCCGCGGCUAACUGGCGCGACAGCCUGUACAUGGAGAUGGCGCCGGAUCCGCCGGCGCCCGAGGAGAUCCCGCCGGCGUGCAGGGGCGUCGCGCCGGAGUACGUGAGGCUGGUGCGGGAGCUGUACAGCGAGCUGCUCGGGCUGCUGUCGGAAGCGCUGGGCCUCCGGCGAGGGUACCUGGAGCAGGACGCCGCAUGCCUGGACGGGCUCAACUUCGCAGGCCACUACUACCCGGCGUGCCCGGAGCCGCACCUCACGCUGGGCACCACCAGGCACUCCGACCCCAGCUUCCUCACCGUGCUCCUUCAAGACGCCGUCGGCGGCCUCCAGGUCCUCGUCGACGGGAAGAAGUGGGUGGAGGUGCCGCCGGUGUCGGGGGCGCUGGUGGUGAACGUCGGUGACUUCCUGCAGCUCGUGUCAAACGACAGGUUCAAGAGCGUGGAGCACCGCGUGGUGGCGAGCAGCGUGGGGCCGAGAAUCUCGGUGGCAUGCUUCUUCCGGACAAGCGGCGCGGCCGCGUCCACGAGAGUUCUGCGGCCGAUCGUCACCGGCGGUGAUGGCGAGGCGCGGUACAGGAGCGCCACGGUGGAGGAGCUGCUGCGGCACUACAGGGCCAAAGGCCUCGACGGCACCUCUGCGCUCCAGCACUUCAAGCUCUGAAAGUCUGAAUCUAAUCGAAUCCGCCUGCAAAGAAUGAAAAGAAAAUGUAAUCGAAUUCACUAUUCUGCUUCUGAUUUUUUUUUUAGGAGAUGUCGCAUCUCCAAUAUUAACCGUUGGUCAUGCUUCUUCUCUUCCGGUAUUCUACAUGUUGAA